CAGACAAGCUGCAAGACAGUCAAGGAACCCAUUUGUUUUCCAGAAUAAAGACCACUUUCUAUUUUCUCUUUUCUUCAAGCAACAGACAGAAAGAGGGUUCUUGACAAGCUUGGUUCUCUUGUUUGAAAGAGGAGUCUGGACUGAGAACAUGAAGCUGCUGAUGCUACAGCUUUUGCUUCUGGGGGCGUUUCUGUCCCUCUGCAAUGGACGUCAAAUGAGCCGCUGCGAGGUGGUCAAAAUCUUCAAAAGUCAAGGCCUGGAUGGAUUUGAAGGUUUUGCGGUGGGCAACUAUGUCUGUAUGGCAUACUGGGAAAGCAGGUGGAAGACCCACAGGGUGCGUGAAAGCAACAACAUGGGGAAGGACUAUGGAAUCUUCCAGAUCAACAGCGCCAAGUGGUGUGACGAUGGCUCUUCGGGCGGGCAGAACCAGUGUGGGGUGCUCUGUACAGACCUCCUGAAGGAUGAUUUGAAAGCCUCAGUUGAAUGUCUUAAGAUCAUUGUGAAGAAGGAGGGGCUGAAGUCAUGGGACACCUGGGACAGCUUCUGCAAUGGAAGAAAGAUGAAGCGCUGGGUCAAAGGCUGUGACUAAAGGAAAAGGGCUUCACCGUUCUUGCUGCAUCCCCUGACCCGUGGCACAUGUUUCUUUAUCCACCCUUUCCUGCAGUGCUCCUCUGUCCUCGGCUCAACUUGUUUCAAGAUAAAUAUAUAUUUUCUUGGCUUCUGCUGCUUUCACCUUAGUGAUUCUGAGGUAAUUGUUUCAGUGCGUUAUCUAAAUGAGUGUGUAUUAGAACAAGAAGAAGAAGUCACGCAAAUAAAAGAUGCAAAAGAUUACUUAUUGCAUUUGCUUGUCAGUGUGCACUUCACAUUAAAGCACAACUCACAAAAACGUUUUUGAUUGAUGUCUUACUUUAUUGAAUAUCUUCAGAUGGUACAUUUGCCAUAUACUACUACAAUUCAGCAUGAAUUUAAUCUGCACUGAAAUUAUUUAUAAGCUCUUGAAUCAUUAGCUCAUAUUCUCUCACUCCCCACUGAAAAACUUAAAACAAAUAAGUCGCCAGAUGCUCCCAGUAAUAAGCUCCAAAAUUUGUCUGACAAGAAUUAUUCUACAUACCUACUGUAAUGAUGACGUAUUAUGGUGGAGACUAAGGGGUUGCCCCUCCCCUCGGUCCUCUCUCCC
Scleropages formosus (Asian bonytongue) is the source of this 1177-nucleotide messenger RNA. RefSeq names its product lysozyme (gene lyz). The coding region runs from base 149 to 589 and encodes 146 amino acids. The transcript is spliced from 4 exons. Gene Ontology annotation, molecular function: lysozyme activity. NCBI's taxonomy places the organism in Eukaryota, Metazoa, Chordata, Actinopteri, Osteoglossiformes, Osteoglossidae. The record is from RefSeq and is a predicted model, not a curated record.